Messenger RNA from Menidia menidia (Atlantic silverside), 813 nucleotides. NCBI's taxonomy places the organism in Eukaryota, Metazoa, Chordata, Actinopteri, Atheriniformes, Atherinopsidae. The record is from the annotation of a GenBank genome assembly.
AUGGAGGUAAUGGCUUCUUCUCACCUGCUCGGUAAUGCGGUGCUGCUGUCGUCUGGUCAAGAUGCUGCUGCCGCUUCUCGCGCGCCAGUCAUUAAAGUGUGUGUCACCAACGGCCUGCACCGGAGCCGACAAAUCUGGCGAAUCUGCUGCUGCUGCUGCUCGUACUUCCGGCUUCCGUCGACCUGGAUCCGGGUGUCAUUGACAAACAUGGCGGCCUCCGCGAGCGCUGCGGACGCCUCUGCCUCCGAGCCCCUGGUCCCGGCCCCGGACGGCUCUGCCGGGGGCCAGCCUGGCGUUCAGUACAGCAUGGUCCUGGAGCACCUCAUCGGGGAGAAAAGGGCCGUGAGGGACCUGAACCCCACCGUCAUGGGGGGGCUGCCGAUGCCCCCCAAAAGCGACGAGCAGAAGAUGAUAGAGAGAGGAAUGGAGAGCUGCGCCUUCAAGUCUCUGCUGGCCUGUGUGGGAGGCUUUGUCCUCGGAGGGGCUUUCGGUGUGUUCACAGCUGGGAUUGAUACCAACGUUGGCUUCGACCCCAAAGACCCCAUGAGGACUCCAACAGCCAGAGAAGUCCUGAAAGACAUGGGCCAGCGGGGGAUGUCUUACGCUAAGAACUUCGCCAUCGUGGGCGCCAUGUUCUCCUGCACGGAGUGCAUCAUAGAAUCACACCGGGGCAAAUCGGACUGGAAGAACGCUGUGUACAGUGGCUGUGUCACCGGGGGGGUCAUCGGCUUUAGAGCCGGUCUGAAAGCAGGAGUCCUGGGAUGUGGGGGAUUUGCAGCCUUCUCGGCCGCCAUUGAAUAUUACCUGCGCUGA